GUCUGUACAUUUAUUCCACUAUAAUAUUCAAGUAAUUUUCUGGAAUUAAAAAUAAUACUUAGGCUUAGAUUUUAUAAAUUUAGAGCAUUGAAAGUCUCUCAACAAAAACGUAAUUAAGAAUACUUAAAUUGACAUCAUCAAAAUUGUUAUAUUAUCAUUGGAAUAGGGGUAAUUUGCUUUGAGUAUGUUCUAUACCUACUCCUAAAUUGCUGUCAAAAAUUUGACUACCUCCACAACUCAUCAGACUUACUGACUUGUAACUCUUACUUGUGAGAACAAAAUUCUAACCCAUAAAUCAAUCUUAAGUUGAGAGUCAAAAUUCAAUCCAUUCAAGCUAAAACUCAAUCCAAAGUCAAUCUGUCAAUACGCCAUGUCGGCUCGUCGGGUUGUGGUCACUGGCGUGGGGCUUGUUACGCCGCUGGGGCUUGGAGCCCCACAUGUCUGGGCACGACUCACAGCCGGCGACACAGCCACGGCAUAUGUGGCCGACGACUGGGCUAAGCAGAUACCGUCGCGAGUUGCAGCGCGAAUACCCUUUGGUACUGGCGAGAACGAGCUGGACCUGAAGCGCGAGUUCAGCUCGUCCGAGCUGCGCACUCUGUCGCCUGCCUCGGCCGUAGCGCUCAUCACUGCAAGGGAGGCCGUCGCAGACGCCGCAUGGACACCUGACGACCUAAAAGAGCGACAGGCAACGGGCGUGGCUAUUGGCAUGGGGAUGGUUGACUUGGAGGACGUUUUAGCUACAGGUAAAGCUCUUCAGGAGAAAUAUACAAAAGUCAAUCCGUUCUUCAUACCAAGAAUAUUAACGAACAUGGCCGCUGGUCAGAUCAGCAUCAAGUAUGGUUUCCAGGGCCCCAAUCACAGCGUUUCGACGGCUUGUGCAACAGGCACGCAUUCCAUUGGUGAUAGUUUCAGGAUGAUCAAAUACGACGAUGCUGACGUCAUGGUGUGUGGAGGAGCAGAAGCCAGGGUGAACGCUCUAGGUAUGGCCGGCUUCAGCAGGUUACGAGCUCUUUCUGUGAAAUAUAAUGAUAAUCCCAGUGUAGCGUCGCGACCUUUCGACCGCGACAGAGAUGGUUUUGUAAUGGGCGAGGGUUGUGGCAUUCUCGUGCUCGAAGAACUGCAACACGCGUUAGCGCGCAAUGCUAAAAUCUACGCCGAAGUUCUAGGGUUCGGCAUGAGCGGCGAUGCUCACCACAUCACAUCUCCUAGAGAGGAUGGAGACGGCGGUGAACGGGCAAUGUUGAAGUGCUUGAAAGAAGCGUCUCUGACUCCUGCAGAUGUUGGCUACGUCAAUGCGCACGCCACGUCUACUCCUCUCGGGGACGAGAUUGAACUGAACGCUAUCGGACGCGUGUUCGGUGACAACGAAGUCUACGUGUCUUCUACUAAAGGUGCAGUCGGACACCUGCUAGGGGCUGCUGGUGCUGUGGAGUCUGUGUUUACUGUACUGUCGGUGCACGCCGGGUUUCUUCCUCCAACAACUAAUUUGGAAAAUCCUAUCGAUGUUCCCAACAAAGUCAAGAUAAUAGCGAAGGUGGGGCAGCCAUGGCUAGACCGCGGCAAGAGGAGGGUUGCUCUCAACAACUCGUUUGGGUUUGGGGGCACAAACGCGUGUCUUUGCUUCGCUGCUUAUCAUUAGCUACUUAUGUAUUGGAAUCUGUUGACUUCUAUAUUUGUGUGUACUGACGAGGCUGUAUAACUCUAAGACAUUCAUCGUUGUUAAGUUUAUGUACAGAGAAGAUAUAAUCAAGACCAAUUAUAUGAACUGUGAAUUGUGUUCGUUAAUAUUAAAGGGACAGGUUACUCUGAGGCUAGUUCUAUAUUUUUACUAUUUUUCCAUUCAGUAACGCGAGUAAUAUUAGAUAUUUUAAAUGAAAUGGAAUUUAUUUCGGUCGGCAAAAUGUGGAUGCCAAACACGUAUGUUGAGACAAGCGGACGCUCAAUACUUUCAAUUGGUAUGGACUAUGGAAAUGCUAGAAUGUUUUUCUAAUUUAAUUGUAAAACUUGAAUCGCGAGAAAGAAAUUGCUGCAUUUUAGCCGAUAAUUGAGAAAAAUCAUGAGGGAGGUGCGAGACAAUUGGGCAGACUUAGGGGAAAUGAAAUGAAGUGCGUGCCAUAA
Molecule: messenger RNA, 2121 nt
Organism: Hyalella azteca
Lineage: Eukaryota; Metazoa; Arthropoda; Malacostraca; Amphipoda; Hyalellidae
Product: 3-oxoacyl-[acyl-carrier-protein] synthase 2-like
Exons: 2
Coding region: 371-1642 (423 amino acids)
Biological process (GO): fatty acid biosynthetic process
Molecular function (GO): 3-oxoacyl-[acyl-carrier-protein] synthase activity
Source: RefSeq, a predicted model, not a curated record